AUGAACUGUCACCAAGUAUUAAGUGGUGCCUGUAAUUCAGGAGAUCAAUGUUUUGCUGUUGGUUCUGUUGAAGGAAUACCUUUUACAGCAUAUGCAGCAGGAUGUAACAUAGUGAUCUUAGCCUCCAACUUUGAAAGAGUUCAAAUAAUUCCUGGAGCGGUACACAGUUAUGUCCGCAUUGGUUCACUGGACUGUAGCACUGAUACAGGAAAGAUAGCUGCAUCUUAUGGAGCAGAAGUGUGCAUAUUUGAACCAACACCAUUAAUUCACACAGCUGCUACCACUCAUGGUUUAGAAUAUAGGUGGGUUCAAACUGGCAAGUUGGUGGCGGAUGGGCCGAUCACUGCACUGUCAUGGAAUCUCGAGGGCACGCGGCUACUCACGGGCGGCAAGAUAUUGCAAUUAUGGCAUCAGGCGUCGCUUUAUCAAGAUGAUAGCCAACCGAGUUCAGGUGUGACGUUCCAAAUCGGCGGCGACAAGGAUGACAAACCGAAGCAAUCCGAGGAGGACGAACCUGGAUGGAUAUGCGUAUGGCAGUGUCACACAGCUACUCCGGCACAUCACCUGGCGUUUUCACCUGACGGUGUUCUGUUCGCCACAUCUGGCAUCAACGAUAGACUCGUCAAGAUCUGGUACCAGAAUAAAGUUUUAGUUCAAACGCACAAUGAGCAUUCGUCGCAAGAGUUGAACUACACUUUCAUCUAUGUGGCUCAUCCGCGCGCUGUCACACACCUGUCAUGGCGGAAAACUAGCAAGUACAUGCCGAAGGGCAGUGUGGGGAACGUGCUGGUGACAUCAUGUGUGGACAACAUCUGCCGCGUGUGGGCGGAGACACUGCUGCCGGAGGACGAGUGGGGCGGCGGCUGCGUGACGUCACAUUCGCGCUCGCCGCCGCGCCGCCAGCGAGCCACGCACCGUCACAAGCAUCGGUUCAUGCAGCGGCUCAAACACAUGAAAACAUGUUUCCAAAUACGGCGAACGGCUCAGUCGUCUAAGCAGCCGGGGGCGCCCAUCCCAACUUUGCCGUCUACAUACAGCGCACACGACUUCCACAACCCUUAUCAUGCGAGUUCCUACACUGGAGGUCUUCACUUCCACUUAGCAGCUUCGAUAAACGCGGAGACGGAUAUUCCUCUGGUGCCAUCACUUGCCGGCGGCGGUCGCUUUAUACUGCACUGGCUCCACAACAAGGAGAUGCACUUCACCAGCCAAGCAGAGGCUAUACUGCAUGAUUUAACGAAAAAAAUAUUAGAUAAAGAAGAAACAGACGAAAGUGGUUCCGGGUCAGAUCACAACACACAUCAAGAUGGAGAGAAUGAACCAAGACAUAGACGGCCAAGUCAACAUUUGACUAAAAUGCAAUCUGAGGAUAACAGCAAUAGUGAUGAACAAACAGGUAGCGGCAACCAUAGUCACCCCAGUUUAUCAAACACAACAUCGAUAAAUUCCAUCGCAACGGACGUGACGUGUACACACUUACCAGAUUCGCUCGAUGCAAAGAUUGAGUCGCUAUUGAGAGACUGGCACCAGAGUCCCGAUCUACUGUUCUCUAUACAUCCUGUUGAUGGCAGCUUUCUUAUAUGGGUUUGUGAAUGGCUGGACGAGCUGCAAGCGGGCGCGAUCCGCCAGGCGCAAGUGUCGUUCUCGGCGCGGAUCCCGUCGGCGUUUCCGCUCGGGGACGCGACCACCAUGUGCACGCCCGCCGCGCUCUAUCACGCCGCCGCGCAGCCCUUGUAUGUGCGCCACAGGACUAAGCCUGUUAUGCCUAUGGGUCAUCAAGAACAAACGGAACAUGUGACGACGCCAUUGGCAAGUGUGCAGGAAGAGAAAGAAGAAACAGAGUGGCCACAGGGCGAAGAACAAAAUGAUUCACAAGAAAAUGGACCCCGAGAAGAAAACAACAAUGAAAUGCAGCGAAAAAUGAGCGUAGCUGCGGAAGAUACAGGAGAGAAUCAAGAAGGAGACGUAUUGGACUCCGCUCCUGUUAUAUCCAUGGUCACAAACCACACUAAUGGCACGCUCAAUCUCUGGCAGCUAACAUUUGAUGACAAAUCAAAAUUUUCACAGGUAUUAUCUAUAGGUCACGCAUCGAGAGCGUCCGGCCAUAGGUUUAGAGUGAAUGACAUCACAUGCCAUCCAGUAUUACCUCUUUUACUAACUACAAGCCAUCAUAAUAUAUCUGAUAGCGAACGGGAUCUACAUAAGUAUGAGGAUGAUGCAGCAGCAGGCGGAUUAUGCUCUGAAUUAAUUAUGUGGAGAGUGGAGUGCGUGGGCCCCCUCGGCAAGUCCGGUGGCGUCUCGGAGCUCGCCAGGGUUAACUCCCCGCACUUGUCUGCCUUUAGCAACGUUGCCUGGCUACCUACUUUGUUGCCCAGCACAACUCUGGGUAAUUUAUCCAACUCGCCGUCGGCGUGCUUUGUGGCGAGUGACGGUGAAAGUCUGAGAGUGUACCAAGCUGUCAUAGACGCGCGUACACUGCUGGCCGAAAUAGCUACAUCUGAGAGACGACACAAAGAUGUUCUGCACGACACAAUGUCAAUGUCAUCUGAAUCAACCCUGGAAGAAGGUGGCGGCGUUCCUCUCCACGACCGAAUCAAAAUAGUGUCCCAACAAUCCACGGCUCGGCCUGGCGCCGUUAUACAGUUGCAUGCGAUUGCAGACGCCACGCACGACUGGCAUAACACGCAACUCUUGCACGUAUUCCAGGAACAACUUAUAACUGGAGAACGAAGGUCGGUAGAUACAGAUAACGUGGAUUGUGGCGGUGAAAAAUCCGAUGUUAACACUAUUACUGAAGCUGGACUCGAGGCUUUUGUUGAUUUGCGUAAAUCUGCAAUAUUUAACGAACCAUUCUAUAUCGUGGUGCUUGAAAGAACUGAUGGAGGCUCCACUGUUCAUAUGUGGAGGUUGACAGUUUCUUCCCAGGCUGAUCCUAAUGAGGACCUAACAAACAGCAUGAUGUACGUGCCCGAUAGCGCGCUGAUACAGGAGGACGAUGGGGAGUCGCGCCACAACUCGAUGUCUAUGGACAAUGAGCGAACGCCACCUCAACACAGAGAUUCUCACAUCUCUAUAUCUACUAAAAAGGUGUGCGAAUUUCCGCUAUCUUUACCGGAUGGAGUUGACGUGAUUCACGCUACGCCUGCGGCUGGACAUUUAAGCUCCGCCUCGAUAUAUCCUGCUUGUCUAGCUCCCUACAUAAUGGCGACCGCUUGUUCCGAUAGUACAUUAAGGUUUUGGAAAUGCCAUGUGACUAAAAGAGAAGAUGAGGACUUCGAAUAUAAUUGGAAAGAAUGGGAAAUGAUGAACAAAGAUCAGGAAUCGGCAAUAGAUAUUCCAGGUCAGCCCCUCCACAUAAGUGCCGCAUACUCCGGACGUAUCGCUUGUGCGUACAAGUGCGGGCGAUCAUUUACCCGUCCCAAGGGCGGCGCUACUACCAACAAUUCAGAUGCACGAUUUGUCAAUUUAUGCGUUUGUGUGUACGAGUGUGAAAGUACUGGCGGUGCAGAAUGGUUGUUAGAAGAUACGAUACCUUUGAGAAAUGUAAGCCUGCCGAGAGUGGGCGUCUGUACUGAUACACAGAUCGAUUUAUCGUACCUUCACGAUACGUCGUUUAUGCAAAAGAAGCAAAGAAUUAACCAAGUUCUACAAACAUUGUCGUCAGACGAUAGUCGCAGCGUACGCAACGGAGAAGGCGACACGGGUAAAUCCGCUGGUCUAUUGGCCGUGCCGUCAUUUAGCACACUACAAUCUUUACGGAAGAGCAUCAUGGAGAAUGGCAACACUUGUCCUCUUACACAGAAACACUUAGUACAGUUGGACUGGGUUUCGAAAGAAGAUGGCUCUCACAUUUUGACUGUAGCGGUUGGCUCCAGGGUUUUAUUGUUUACACCCGUUUCCAGUGAUUUGGCACAAGCAAAUUUAAAGGCCAUGAAGGAAUCAAUUAGCGCUAAUCGCCCACUCCUACGUAAAGCCUCAUCACUUGCGGCACCGUUGUUUGUCGAAGAGAUCCGAUGGAUGCAACUCCGACGAAUAGAGUUAAAGACCGCUGAUGGAUUGCCGCCCUUGCCAAUGCAAAUGUCUUGGGUACGAGAUGGCAUUCUCGUCGUUGGCAUGGACUCAGAAAUGCACGUGUACUCGCAAUGGAAACCCGAGAAUCAACAGUCGUAUGGACAAAUGGGUGUACCGGAAUUGGAAGAAGGAAGUGAAUCUCGGGCACUCCGUGACUCAGACCUGCGCAUAUCGGCGCCGCACCUACAGCGUGUGUCCUCUAUAAACUUGCAGCUGUUAGAACGAGAUGCAAGAAGACGUAAUAAAACACAGCCCGAUCAACCGCAGCCUCUAUUAGACUAUAUGCCCGACUACGGUUUGUUCGAAGCUUCACAAAUGGCUUGCCCGGUGCUACCACAAUACCAUCCGAAACAGCUAAUGGAACUACUCAACAGCGGCAAAAUAAGAUGGGUUAAAGCUAUCCUCGCUCAUUUAGUGAGAUGUAUUGGUGGCACAUACACUGGACGUAGUUCGCAAGGUGACGAAGACAGUGUAUCAAGACAGCGCGGCUGGUCGCGCUCGCGCACGCUGUCCGUGUCCUUCGCCGCCGGCGCAGCCUCGCCGCUAGACGGCGUCGCACAGAUUACCGAGGACGUACAACUUGAUUACGCUGAGCUAACUUCGGUGCCGCCUCUUCCGCUUUGGACGUUGCUAGUUGCUGAUAAAGAGUCUCCACAUAAUCCGUCCAGUAUACAGGAGGCUAAGGACUACAACGAACUAUUUGAAGGGACGAUACAGGAUACAGACGAUGAUCUAGAUGCCUUAUUACUCGGCGAUGAUGAAAUGGUUGACCGACGACCCUCAAUGCCGGAAAGACAGGCUUUGUCACAUUUUGGACCUAGACAAGGCAGCAUAUUGUCACGCCUUCUCACUCACACUCAUCUGCCGGGCCUGAGUUCAUUGGAUCAGAUGCACCUUCUGGCUUUAGCCGACACAGUGUCAACAUGUGAUGCAGAUUUUGCCGAACGGCUGGCUAGUACCGCAAGAAUUGAUGUCGCUCAGGCAACUGGACAAGAAGUUUUGCCAGAUUCACUAGAUGACUGUGGACUUCGUUUUCUACUUGCCAUGAAGCACUAUGGUUACCUUCUUCGUUGCCUGCCCUUGGCUCAGCGCGCGAACUUACAACGAACAGGCGUUGGCACCUGCAAUCUAGUAUGGGCCUUCCAUUCCGAAACGCACGAACAGCUACUGGCAUUAGUACCAGGAUAUACAAAGGGACAACCGAAGUGGACUACAAUGAGAGAACUUGGUGUCGGUUGGUGGGUCCGAGGCGAGCUACUACGUACUUGUGUGGAGAAACUUGCUCGCGCGUCAUACAUGCAGAAACAAGAUCCGAUGGAUGCGGCACUCUAUUAUCUCGCUAUGAAGAAGAGGAUGUUAUUGUGGGGUCUGUUCCGGUCUAACAGAGACGAGAAGAUGACUUCGUUCUUCUCGAACGACUUCACUCAAGAUCGUUGGCGUAAAGCGGCUUUGAAGAACGCUUUUGUGUUGCUAGGCAGACAACGGUUCGAACACGCGGCUGCCUUCUUUUUACUUGGAGGAGCACUUAAAGACGCUUUAGAAGUGCUAAUCACACGUCUAGGAGAUUUGCAACUAGCCAUGGUGGUCGCGCGUCUGUACGAGGCUGACAGUACUCUACCUUCGAGCUUGAGAAAAUUACUCAUGGACGAAAUAUUGGGCGGUGAGACUGAAGACGGCGAAAUAGACUUAGAACGCGCCCAUCCAGACCCCUUUGUCCGCUCCAUGGCGCUGUGGGAGUUGAAGCGUUACGGCGAAGCGCUGGACACGCUGCUGAACCCAGCCGGCAGACUGCACGCUGCGCGGGAUAAUGAACCUAUGCCCAGCGUCUUCAACUUUUACGUGUAUCUCAGAACGCACCCCAGGCUCAAACGACACAACUUGCCCAGUCAGGGUGGAACUCUAGCCCUUCUGCAACAAGAGCCUGAAGAAGGAAUUACACGUCUCGAACGAAGACUGUACUUCCAAACUGCUCACGGUCACUUCAAGGCGGGUUGUCCAGCGCUCGCUCUGGAAGUACUAUCCAAGUUGCCGGCGAGAGUUCGAGAUGAAAGGCCCAAACAGGCCACUCCCGCCGCGUCUGUGGACGAUUCAGUUAUACACACGGGACAGUUCGGAAUUGACACUACUGACAAAAGUGCAGCAAAUAAAGAAGAGGUCACUAACAUGGAUUGGGGUUCAACUGCUAUGGAUUGGGGCGCGCCAGUCAACGCAACAAAAUCUGAUGAACUAGUGCUCAGCUGGGACGAUGAUAAAGGGUCGGAAGGUUCUGGAGCAUCUACUCCACCUUUAGAGAUGAAAAUGGACAAAAAAGAAGAGCCCGCAGCUAAUGCUGCCCCUGAGAAAGAAGCAGACGAGUCCCCAACUGUAGAUAUCAUGGCUCAGCAAUUGAAGUUUGUGGCAUGUCUAAAGAUUUUAAUGGAAGAGCUUAGUACUCUGGCUACAGGAUUCGAAGUCGACGGCGGGCACCUGCGCUACCAGCUGUACAUCUGGCUGGAGCGCGAGGUGGAGGCGCUGCGGCGCCUGUGCGGGUACCUGUCGGCGGGCGGCGGCGCGCUGCUGUGCGCCGAGCCCGACCUGGCGCCGUUGCCCGACCGCCCCACGCUGCACCAGCUGCUCGUGCGGGAGAAGGCUGACUUCGAGGCCAAGGUGCAGAGAGCCUUGAACAGAAAGAAUUGGCUCAAAGCAAACGAGACCCUACUGCGUACACUCCUGUCUUAUUGCUCCCUACACGGCGCGGGUGGAGGUGGUCUGGCGUCGGUCCGCAUGGAACUAGUCUUACUACUCCAGGAAUUAGGUCAAGAUAAACAACAUCAACAAUUACUAUCACCACUACCAUUCCCGACAACACUGCCGCUGUUGGCUGCUGCGGUAGCUACCAAUAAUACAGUGGUUGCUGAUCCUGUUAGACAUUUACAGUCUGUAGCUCACGAUAUGUUGGGGACUGUCGGAGAGCUGGGUAUUCCUGGUGGGUCGGCUACUAGAAUACUACACACGUUACGAGAGUUGGCUGUGGCGCUAUCGGCCUGCAUUUAUCAGAGCUUGUGUGAUUCCGACACGUUCGGCGUGAAGCAGAGUCAUCAUCAUGAUGGUAUUAUAGCUGAAACCCCCGCAACUAGUCAAAUAUUAGUACGACAGAGACGUUUUUCGACUGAGGAGCUCACUGUGACUACCCCACCGAAUAAAUGGCCAGGCGUAUCAGCUCUUCGCGGUCUCGCUUUACGUGCUGCAGAAGAAGAAGACUCGCCACGUCUAGCAGUCUUAUUAGCGGAAGCUUUCUGUGCGGUGUUCUUGGCUCUACUGGGCUGGGCAACGGCUGCAAGAGAUGCUCAUUUGCUGUAUAGGCUUUCUGCGCACUCGCCACAGAACACCGAUCACUCUAGGUUAUUCGGAGGAGGAGUCAAAAGGCUGUUGACAACAGCACCGGCGCCUCCGCAGCCCAAAUUAGUGGAACGAACGGAAGGCACGUCAGUGUGGUCUUCCCUGCGAGAGAAGCGAGCACUAUUAAACAUGAGACUAUUGGGGCUCGGCCCCACAGCGCCACAUAAAAACAUACAAGAGGGUCGUCCUACGUAUAGGGAACAGUUCGUGCCGCCUCAUUGCAGCAUACUCACAUAUUUGCUCACUAAGCCCACUGCUGAACAAGACCCUGAAAACUACGACUACGAUUCAGCAGAAUCUGGUGCUGAAGAUAUCGAUGACAGCGGUAGUGAAGCCGACGAUGACGAUAUUUUUGAUACGAGUACUACCAAGACUGAAAAGCGGCGCAAAGGUUCAAACAAUGAACAUUCAGAUCCGGAUUCCUACUCAUGGCUUGUGAUGCGCAUCGCAGUUUUACGUCUUGCACAACAAAAACUACAAAACUUCUUACAGCUCUGUGGUAUUGAAAUGUCUGAAUUGGCUACAACUAGUCCAAUGGUGCACGGUGCCUUAAGACGCGUAGAUCAGUGGCAGCAGCAACUGACUGAGACCCUGGAAUCGAGGGCGCCUCCACCGGACUACAUCCCUGGUUGUUUCCCUGACCAACAAACCUCUGGACCUCCUAUUAAUAAGUACAGAUGUUUAAUUGAAAAGCAUAAUACACCAUUCAAUGCAGUCUUGUUUAGUACGGCUCCAGCACGAAGGCUAUGGAACUUCCUCGUUCGACAAGAGCCUGUACAGGACCUGUUCAUCCGUGCGGUAUUCUCUCGCCGUCGAACGCAAUCAGUGACCGCUGAAACAUUGGCAGGAGAAACCCGUCCCGGAUUUAUACCGCAGCAGCAUAGGGACCGUGACAAUGAACUGCACAACCCUGUUCGAAUUAUACACAAGGAGCAGGACUCAAUAGCUGCCUUCUGCCUCAACAAGGUCGGUGGUUGUCUACUAGCAGUAGCCACAGCGCGUGAAGUCCAAGAGAUGGAUGUGUCGCUCCUGCUGCGGGCGGGCGCGUGGUGGGCGGAGGACGAGUGUGAACUUGACUUGUUGGCGCUCGCCGCUGACCCCGCCGCACUACCCGACACCGGCUUCUUACUUAUACAACACCACGACAAACCGAACAGCGGUUCAGUGCCAGGCACUGGAAACAGCUCGCCACUAAAUCCAAACGCGCCUCAAGUGCCAGUAGGCAUGGCCAGUCAAACUGGACGCGGCGCUAGCGUGCUGGAGCGCCGAGGCAGUACGGUCAUGACAGGAUAUGAAGCGUAUAUUGUUAAUGUGCUGAAACACAAAAUCGACAACAUUAAGAGAAUGGCGGCCCAUCCCUCACAACCGUUAUACCUCACGGGCGGUGCGGACGGUUCUGUUCAGCUAUGGGAGUGGGGUCUCCCUUCAUGCGUAUGGUCUCCUCGCGCGCCUGGUGCCUUCGCUAAAGUGACCCGCGUCCGCUUCUCUGACUAUGGCAACAAGUUUGCUGCAUCUGAUGCUGAUGGAAACCUAGCGAUGUGGCAGUUGCAUCCAGUACCGAACCAGCCUGGGCAUUCCCACGCUUCGCCUAGACCGUUCUUUACUCAUCAGUGUCACAGUAAAGGCAUUAGCGAUUUCGUAUUUCUCGGUUCUUGCAGUUUAGUUGCCACAGCUGGCCACAGCUCCGAGAGUAAAAACGUAGCUAUAUGGGACACACUGAUGCCCAUCAAGAAAGCUUUAGUGGUUUCGUGGACGUGCCACGAGGGCGGCGCGGCGUGCGUGGCGUGGGCGGGGUCGAGCGGCGCGCUGGUGUCGUGCGGGCGGCGUGGCGACGUGCUGGUGUGGGACCUGCGCGCGCGCGCCGUGCGCCACCGCCUGCACGCGCACCACGCGCCCAUCAAGUGUGUCGCGCUCUCCCCCAGGGAGGACUACUACGCCAUCGGAGCCGCCGACGGCGACAUCAAGGUGUUUUCUUUAACUACGCAUCAGUUGCUGUAUACUUUUGCGGGCGAGCACGCCAGAAGUUCAUUCUUCAAGCACAUCGGUCAGGGUGUCACGCAAAUACAUAUUGACAACUCCGGUCGGCUGUUCUCGUGUGGAGCAGACGUUCUCGCCAACUUUCACUUUGCGGUGGGCGGGACGCAGUGA
Molecule: messenger RNA, 9597 nt
Organism: Arctia plantaginis
Lineage: Eukaryota; Metazoa; Arthropoda; Insecta; Lepidoptera; Erebidae
Source: the annotation of a GenBank genome assembly